Messenger RNA from Gastrolobium bilobum, 1129 nucleotides. Its product is annotated as chlorophyll a-b binding protein 8, chloroplastic. The record is from RefSeq and is a predicted model, not a curated record. Gene Ontology annotation, biological process: photosynthesis, light harvesting in photosystem I; response to light stimulus. Lineage: Eukaryota; Viridiplantae; Streptophyta; Magnoliopsida; Fabales; Fabaceae. Gene Ontology annotation, cellular component: plastoglobule; chloroplast thylakoid membrane. The transcript has 3 exons. The coding region runs from base 147 to 977 and encodes 276 amino acids.
CCUGUGGCCUAAGUAGUGGCUCAGCGUACUCCAUAUCUUCCUGCCCUUGGCUUAAUAGUGGGUGCAAUUCAUUCGUGACCAUUUAGUAGAAUCUAACAUUUUAGAAGAAAACUCUCUUUGGCUGAGACAACAAAGGAGGAAAGGGCAUGGCUGCACAAGCUCUGAUAUCGUCAUCAUCUCUCACCUUCUCAGCCGAGGCUGCCAGACAGAGUCUUGGAGCAAGAUCACUCCAAUCUCCUACUGGGUUCUCCAGAAAAGGCUCCUUUAUUGUCAAGGCAGCUUCUACUCCCCCUGUUAAGCAAGGAGCAGAUAGACAAUUGUGGUUUGCAUCAAAGCAGAGUCUUUCUUACUUGGAUGGAAGCCUUCCCGGUGACUUUGGAUUUGACCCUUUGGGACUUUCAGACCCUGAGGGAACAGGAGGGUUCAUUGAGCCCAGAUGGCUAGCAUAUGGUGAGAUCAUCAAUGGUCGUUUUGCAAUGUUGGGUGCAGUUGGUGCUAUAGCACCUGAAAUUCUUGGCAAGGCUGGUCUGAUUCCUGAGGAAACAGCCCUCCCAUGGUUCAGAACUGGUGUAAUUCCACCUGCAGGAACAUACAACUACUGGGCAGACCCUUACACGCUCUUUGUGUUGGAGAUGGCACUUAUGGGAUUUGCAGAGCACAGGAGAUUCCAAGAUUGGGCCAAACCUGGCUCUAUGGGCAAGCAGUACUUCUUAGGACUAGAAAAAGGUCUAGGAGGUUCUGGCGACCCAGCUUACCCUGGAGGACCUUUCUUUAACCCUCUUGGUUUUGGUAAGGAUGAGAAAUCCAUGAAGGAUUUGAAGCUCAAGGAAGUGAAGAAUGGGAGGUUGGCUAUGUUGGCAGUCUUGGGUUACUUUAUUCAAGGUCUUGUGACAGGAGUUGGGCCAUACCAAAACCUCCUAGAUCAUCUUGCUGAUCCCGUGAACAACAACGUCUUGACCAGUCUCAAGUUCCACUAAAUGUAUUAUAUGUUGUUGUUUGCCAUUACCAAAAGUCAACCGUCUUUUGUAUAUCUCUUCACUCUUUGGGACUGUAGCAUCAUGUGAAACAUUUUAUUCCUUGGUGUAAGAAAAGACAUGUAAAACUGGAAAUAUUCGGCUUCUUGUGUUAA